AAAUGGAACUUUAAUUUGCCACUAGGCACUGCUUUGGUCAACAUAGUUGGGUCCUCUGCUAAAAGCCGCGAAUUUGCUCGCGGGGUAGGGUGAGGGAGGGUCCUUAAUCAAUCAUGGCAGAAAGAGCUCGGGAGUUGGUUGCAUCGCUUCUCAACGACAGGAGUUUUAUGGACUCUAUUGCGAAUGCGUGUAGUAGUAGUGCUCCUAGUGCACAGCCGUCAUUUGGGCAUGUAGAAGAUGAAGUUCGUUCACUUUUCAAUAGAGGGCCACAAAUAAGAGCACCCGAUGCAAAUGCAUGUAACGUUAUUCACACCAACAGCGAUUUCAGCCUGCACUUGAGUGGCAUGUCCUGCCCACCGCCACCGCCUUUGCCUGCCCAGUCGUAUAAUUUAAGGCGUCUGCCGAGGGUAAACGUCGGAAGACAAACAAGACGUGUUCAAGGACCUCCUCAGCUUGAGACUUUUACAAAGGAGGUUGUGCUUCUUCCAGACAACACGACUACCCUUGUGCCACGACGAGCAGAUAAAGCCUGGUUGUUUGAUAAUGGCCAUGUGAAAUCUGCAGUAGAAUUUAACAUUCAAUGGGGCGAGUCAGAGGUGAUGUCCACAAUUCGGAGGGCUUUUAUGCCACAGGUUGAUGGUUGUAGUUUGCAGUUGCCACAGCAAACUUGUGAAACCAUCUCUAGCACCCCAUCAAGAAAUGAGUGGGCGUAUGUUAAAGAAGGUUUUCCACCAACGCUCAGUAUAUGUGCUGCCUGACAAAGUACUGCUUGACCAAUCUUCAAGUGAAAGUGGGGAAGAAAGUCCUGGAUCUGAGAUUGGAAGUUCAGUUGCUUCCUCAAAGAGUGAGACUGUUGUAGUUCAGCAAGAUGUACCACAUGUUGUGAUGGAUCAGCAGCAAGACAGACACAGAAUAAUGUCUGAUCUCCCAGAGGAGGAAAGCAAUGUGAUAUUGAUCUCGCAAACAGGUCCACGUGAGACGGUCAGAACAAGCACAUUAUAUGGUGAGUAUGUGAAUUUGCUGGAGAUAGAGGAGUAUGAACCAGAAGAUGCAAGCCUUCAGGAAGCAAUUGCGAACUCCCUGUCUGAGACGAGUUUCAGAACUGUGAACAGUGAUUGUCCAACGAUUGAAGACAUUAUCAGAGAGCUUAAUCAACAACUCAACCCUAAUGAAGUGGUUCGAUUUAAUAUAAUCAGAAGGAACGUGUGGGAUGGGGCCACAAGAGCAAUGGCAAGACCUAACUUUUCCCCUGCCAAGACAGUGGAUGUUAAGUUCACAGAUGACCAUGGUAUUUCUGAGGGAGCCGUAGAUAAUGGUGGACCCACUAGAGAAUUUUUCAGAUUAUGUCUUCAAGAAGUAAAAGACUCUUGUGGAAUGUUUGAGGGACCACCAAACAUGAAGUUAUUGUCAUGCAAUUCCAAAGCUACAAGAUCCAAUUGGUACUUUCUGGCAGGUCAGCUGAUGGCCAUGUCAAUUGUACAUGGAGGUCAAAGUCCUGCUUUCCUAUCUCCUGUACUUUUUAAUGCACUGGUCAUGGGUCCUGAUAAGGUCAAGGUUACCAUCUCGGACGUGCCUGAUGUUGAAACGAGUCAGAAGUUGCAAUUGAUCAAAGAUGCAAAGACAGACAAGGAGUUGCAGGAAGCUGUGUUUGCAGCAUCAUGUCUAAUAAGUCUUGCAGGAUGCAGCCGCAAGAUAACGCUGACAAACAAAGAAGAGGUGUGCACAGAACUGGCAGAAUGGUAUGUGCUACAGAGAACAAGGGCACCAUUUGAAAGGUUCCGUGAUGGUCUUCAAAGCUUGGGUGUCUUGGAUGCACUUCAGAAAUACCCAGAAAGGUUUCAAGAAGUAUUCAUGAAAACAGCCAUUCCACUGACAGCUACAGCUGUUGAGGUUCUCUUCAAGUGCAAGAUGGCUGAGCGAGGCAGCAACAGGUUUGAUGCGCAGUGUCGUACCUUGGGUUAUUGGCGAGACUACCUCCAAGAUGCAGAGGUUGACCUAGAGGCAGUCACCUUGGAAGAAAUCCUCAUCUUCUCAACUGGUUGUGACUCCAUUCCUCCUCUGGGCUUUUCCCCUCUACCUUCUCUGGAGUUUGAGGAAUGCUCUGCAUAUCCAACAGCCAAUACAUGUGACAACAUCCUCAGGGUACCCAUUAAAACUACAUAUGAAGAUUUUAAAUUAGCCAUGGAUUUUGGCAUUCGCAAUGCGGCAGGGUUUGGAAAAGCAUAAAUAAGAUUUGUGGAAAAGCAUAAAUAAGAUUUGUGACCUCCAGCACAAGAGGUCUAGAUUUUCAGUUAUGUAUUCUGUUGAAUUGGACCUUCUAUUUUAGUUUUUCUUAAAUUGAAAAGGCUUUGAAGAACUUAAAAUUGUUUAGUGAUUUCUAUGUUCAGAGCAAACUUAUAAAAACAAGCAAAACAAAAAGCAAAUGUUGGACUGUACUAUCAUAAGAAUUUACAAGUAAAUGCGUCUGAAGCAUUUUUCAUUUUACACUGGAUUAUUCAUAUGCUGUAUGUUUUAGUUUUUGAGGAUUGUUUGAUUUAUUUCUGGUUUUAUUAGUACAUAUAGAUACAUUCUGAAUUUCUAAAUUAAUGUUAACAGUUGUUUCUCUUUUAUUUAAUGUAAUUUUGAGGCACUGUUUGGUAUUAUGUCCUGUUUUAGGGUCAAUGUCAAGUUGUGGGAAAAUGUAGUUUAAGAAUUGCUAAAAGCAAUUAAAGUACUGUUGAAUGUGUUAAUGGCAUGUUCAAAUAAAAAUGUUUCAUAGUAUUGACAUUUUGCUGUUCUUUAACUCAUCGUUAUGUCUAAUUGUUAAUAUUUGAAGAUUGACCUCAUUUAUUUGAUUAGUUAUUUGUGUAAAUGUGUUAUUGGUGAAGAAUCAGUGGCCUUAACUGGGAAAUCUGGCAAGGCUUGUCACAAUUUAUGAAAAAUUAAGCAAUAAUUAAUUGCCACAAACGGAAUUGAGGCUCACGAUUUCUUUAACAUCAAAUAAACAUUACUCACUGCCACCCUCUUAAGGAGUUAUUAACAAAUAUCAAAAACAAAUGUUACUAGUGCUGCCCUUUAAAGGCUUUAUUAACAAACAACAAAUAAACAAAUAUUACUUUUGCCACC
This is a messenger RNA of Colossoma macropomum (tambaqui), 3105 nucleotides long. RefSeq names its product G2/M phase-specific E3 ubiquitin-protein ligase-like. Lineage: Eukaryota; Metazoa; Chordata; Actinopteri; Characiformes; Serrasalmidae. Gene Ontology annotation, cellular component: nucleus. The transcript is spliced from 11 exons. The coding region runs from base 637 to 2226 and encodes 529 amino acids. The record is from RefSeq and is a predicted model, not a curated record. Gene Ontology annotation, molecular function: ubiquitin-protein transferase activity.